GGCCCAUAAAGGUUUAAUGAUAAUGCGUCCAAGAGUCAUCACACAAGCCCAGAUAGUAAAUGCUUAAACGAAGAACGCCACUUGAAACCCAGUGCUGAUUUCUCGGUUCUCGUGCCUUCAACUCCAAAAAUGGUGCCGCCUCCUUCAUGUUCUUCUUUUUGUCUGGCGUUUUUAACGAUUUUAUCUCUUCUGUUGGCGCACGCCACCUGUUCGACGAAACUGCCCUUUCACCCUCGGGAUGUUCUUCCUUUUUUGCCCCGACAGGUUGCGUGGCCACUCUUGAACUCUCUCAAAAGCCCGGUAGACUUGCUGCCGGCAUUUGUGGGUUCCGCCUCGUCGUCAAAUGACACCGUUGAGUGGAAGGGUGCGUGUUUUCAUGAGAACACGGCCUGGAUGGAGUUUCAUAAUAAGUCUGGCUCUGAGUUUGGUGGUGGAACUCUUCAUAUCAAGAUUAGCAAAGCUCAUAGUUGGACAUGCAUGGAUCUUUAUGUCUUUGCAACUCCCUACCGUGUGUCUUGGGAUUACUAUUUUUUGUCCCGGGAGCAUACGUUUGAAUUCAAAGAAUGGGAAGGGAGAUCUGAGUAUGAAUAUGUGAAAAACAAGGGAGUUUCAAUUUUCCUGAUGCAAGCUGGGAUGCUUGGAACACUUGAAGCACUAUGGGAUGUCUUCCCUCUAUUUACUAAUACUGGAUGGGGUGAGAGCUCCAAUAUCGGGUUUCUCAAAAAGCACAUGGGAGCUAAGUUUGAAGAACGUCCUAAGCCCUGGGUUACGAAUGUCAGUGUUGAUGACAUUAAAUCUGGUGAUUUUCUUGCAAUUUCAAAGAUCCGUGGAAGGUGGGGAGGUUUUGAGACUUUGGAGAAGUGGGUCAGUGGAUCUUACGCCGGUCAUUCUGCUGUUUGCUUAAGGGAUUCUGAAGGGAAGCUAUGGGUUGGUGAAUCAGGGCAUGAGAAUGAUCAGGGUGAAGAUGUAAUUGCAGUGUUACCCUGGGAUGAAUGGUGGGAAUUCGAGCUGAACAAGGAUGAUUCCAAUCCACAUAUAGCAUUGCUACCUUUGCAUCCUGAUAUUCGAGCAAAGUUUAAUGAGACUGCUGCAUGGGAGUAUGCUUUAAGCAUGGCAGGAAAACCUUAUGGUUAUCAUAACAUGCUAUUUAGCUGGAUAGAUACUAUCGAUGGCAAUUAUCCACCCCCCUUGGAUGCUCAUCUAGUUGCUUCUGUCAUGACUGUAUGGAACCACAUACAGCCUGCAUAUGCUGCAAACAUGUGGAAUGAAGCCUUGAACAAGCGUCUUGGCACUAUGGACCUUGAUCUUCCUGAUAUAUUAGUAGAAACUGAGAAGCAUGGGUUAUCCUUUGAUGAAUUGCUGACAGUUCCUGAGCAGGAUGACUGGCUUUAUAGUGAUGGCAAGUCAACCUCAUGUAUUGCUUUUGUUCUCGAAAUGUACAAGGAGGCAGGAUUGUUUGAUCCAAUUGCUAGCUCUAUUCAAGUCACUGAGUUUACGAUAAAGGAUGCCUAUAUACUCAAGUUUUUUGAGAAUAACUCAAGCCGCUUGCCAAAAUGGUGCAACGAUAAUGACAAUGUGAAGCUCCCUUAUUGUCAGAUUAAAGGAAAAUAUCGUAUGGAAUUGCCUGGAUACAAUACCUUGGACCCAUAUCCUCAUAUGAAUGAGAGGUGUCCAUCGCUGUCUCCAAAAUACGCCAGAGUGCAGAACUGUUGAACAGCAACAACUCGUAUCCUUCGUCAAAUGAGAGGUGUCAAUCUCUGCUACUGAAAUACUCCAGGUAAGAGGACUGCUGGAACAGCUUCAAUUAUUGCAUCAUGGAAAUUGUUCAAUUAUGGUUGAUGAGGUACUGGUUUCUUGUACAAAUAUCUGAUUUAUGUAUCGAUUGGUUGAAUGUUUGACAACAGAUGUAUAUAUGGUGAUAGGAAUUUGUAAAACUGGCUCGGUUAUCAAAUUGUUGUACUAUGUAAUCGAUAGACGAUUAAUUGUAAUUGCAUUGUUUGUCAA
Messenger RNA from Mangifera indica (mango), 2004 nucleotides. RefSeq lists its product as uncharacterized. The coding region runs from base 130 to 1713 and encodes 527 amino acids. The transcript is spliced from 7 exons. The record is from RefSeq and is a predicted model, not a curated record. Lineage: Eukaryota; Viridiplantae; Streptophyta; Magnoliopsida; Sapindales; Anacardiaceae.